CCUGUCAGAUCCGUCAGUGUUAGGAGGUUCAGCAUCCACGCGCAGCUCUCUCUGUGUUCCCUCUGGUGAAACAGCAGUGCCUCAUAGGACUGUUGAGGAGGAACAUGGAAUAACAGACAUCUUCUGAACGAGACGACUUUUGGACCAGGCACAAAUGGAUGAAGCAAAUGAGAAAUCUGAAGAUGUCAUCUCCAUGGCCGAUUCAUCGGUCACACUCGAGGACAUCGAAGGGGAGCUGCUCAAAAUCGAGGGACUACGAAACGUCCUCGUGCGAAGAGAAUCAGAGCUGAGAUACAUGAUGGAUGACAUCCAGUUGUGUAAUGAAAUUACAAGGCUGAAGCGAGAGCUGCAAAAACUGGUUUCCAUCCCAGACCAAGACAAGUCCAAGGAGAAUCGGACAAGGGAGGAGGAUCUUCUGCAGCAGAUCAGCAAGUUGGUGGAGACCAGAGACUUCCUUGUAGAUGAUGUGGAAUUCGAGCGGCUCAGAGAAAGAGAAGAAGACAUAGAAAUGGCGGCGUUCUUACAGCCCAAAUUUCAAAAUAUUUCGGGGAGAAAAGCUUCUCUGCAAGACCAGAAGAUGGUGCCCAAAUCUUCUCACCCACCAACAUCUUUCAUCACAAACACUGGACUAACGCUACUGAAAGACUGCUGCGGCAUCACAUGCUCCAUCAUGUAACACAUUUGUGUGCAUGCUUGCAAAUCUUUGGACAAUGUUGUAUUAAAUUGAAAUCAUGACUUAUUUGGCAUAAAUAUAUGAAUGUUUCAUCACAAGCAUGCUAUUGCAUCUGCUUUUGAGUAUUGUCAGUGUUCACCACAUAGUGAGAAGAUGUUCUCACUCCUCAAGUAGGUGCAAACACACAGUCAUAGAUGACUCAUACAGUGGGUGGUCUUAAUGUGAAAUUACUUGGUAAACAUUCUUUUCAUUUUAUCCUGUGACCGAAAUAAAAACAGUUCAGCAUUGUUCACAUGGCAACAAACUAUGAA
Messenger RNA from Syngnathus acus (greater pipefish), 984 nucleotides. RefSeq lists its product as uncharacterized. The transcript is spliced from 6 exons. The record is from RefSeq and is a predicted model, not a curated record. Bases 155 to 676 code for a protein of 173 amino acids. NCBI's taxonomy places the organism in Eukaryota, Metazoa, Chordata, Actinopteri, Syngnathiformes, Syngnathidae.